UAUGUUGAUAAUUGUGCAUCUCUGCUCUCGGAGGCUGAAUUACACCAUUUAUGGAGGCGAAGGAGGAGAUACUGUCUGGAUACACAUUAGCUUCACUUUAUGAUGGAGGAGGGAGGCCGAAGUGUCAGCCUGGUCCCCUGUCAUUACUCACAUUUCUCCUCUGCACACUCACCGGUGUUUAAUAAUGCCAUGCAAAUCCUGUCUUACUCAACAAAGAUCUCAACAAAUGUCUUGAGUCAGUAUACGAAUAUACGGUGAAGGAGCCAAACAGAGGGAUGAUGCUGGACUUUUGCAACAGCAUGAGAGGGAACAAAGUGUUUCAUUUCCAGAAAGUGUGUGACAGCCGACACCCUGACCUGCUGAUUUGUGAAACACCUUACCACAUGCCCCCCCGAUUACCCAACGGCUUGCAACAGGGUCACAAAGUGUGAGUCAGAGCUGCUUUGUUUUAAUGUGAAUUUACUUGCUUUUCUGUUUUGUUUUGUUUUGUUUUUUUUUAUUUUACAGUUUUAUUAUAUAACAUCAUUUCAUGUUUUUAUACAUUAUAUUAGCUCAUGGGUAUUUAUUUUCACAUAUUGUUUAGAAACACCACAAUUUAUAUUUAUUCAUGUGUGAAUAAACUGCCAUUUAAUUCUUGAAAUGCAAUUAUAGACUAACCCUGUUUUCCCUAUGGUUCCAGUUAAUAUUACAUAUAUUUAUACAUUAAUUUGUACUCUUAUACCUCCUAAUAACAAGGUUACAUAUUGUAUUUUAUACAUUAUAUGAAUAACUAGACUAAAAUGAUGAAAUAGCAUCCUUUCCUUUUUUAUUGUGGCAUCAACUUUUUUGCAGUCUUCCUAAUAAUCAGAUCACAUUUCCCACCAAGUGGUAUCAAAAAAUGACUUGUGGUGGUAUGAAAAGCACAGGUGUUGUAUUAUAGUGAACAGCAGCUAACAUGAAGAAUACUGGGACCCUGAAACUCUCAUGUGGAAAUGUCCUCAGAAAGUCUUAUUGCAGCAGAAAUACUGAUGAUAGUGACGUGGUGGCAAAGGAAACAGGACAUUGUGUCAGCUCUCCCUAAAGAAACACAUAUUGUAUCACACUUAAAGGGACGCUCUUCAUCACCGAGUCAUUCGGGUGUCAAACUGUCUUCAUAUUUGAAAGCUGCGGCCAAGCCGGUGCAGAAGUAAUGCCGUCGAUCGUCGUUGACUUUGACGACUACUUUGACCUACUGAAUGAAACCGUCCACAACAACGAGACGCCCUACGUUGUGGAUCCGAACACGUUGCGAUGUGAUAACAUCCCGCGGGACCCCACGGUAGGUUUGACCCUGUGUCUCCUCCUUGUGGUCAUCUUUUUACUGGCGGUACCAGGGAACCUGUUGGUGGGCUGGGUGAUCGGCACCAGCAGACAGGCGCUGACCCCGUCAGACGUGUACUUGUUUCAUCUGACGAUAGCGGACGGUCUGAUGGCCCUGACCCUCCCGUUCUGGGCCGCAGACAUGAUCAAAGGGUGGAUCUUUGGAGACGUCAUGUGCAAGCUCCUCAACAUCGUCAUCGAGGCAAACUUCUACACCAGCAUCCUCUUCCUGGCCUGUAUCAGCAUCGAUCGCUACCUUGUGAUCGUGCACGCCAGCGAGAGUCUCCGGAGUCGUCAGAGGAUGUGCAGCUGGAUCCUCUGCUUGGCAGUGUGGGCCCUCGGCGGGGCUCUUGCUCUGCCUUCGCUUUUCAACGACGCCACCGUGCUACCGGGCUCACAGAGGAUGAUUUGCUCUGAGAACUUUGACCUUGGCAGGGCCUCAGCGUGGAGGCGUGCCACGCGCAUGUUCCGCCAUCUGUUCGGCUUCCUUCUCCCCCUGUGCAUCAUGGUAACCUGCUACAGCAUCACCAUCGUGAGGCUGCUGCGCACUCGAGGUUUCCGGAAGCACCGCGCCAUGAAGGUGAUCAUAGCCGUGGUGGUUGCGUUCCUCCUGUGUUGGGGGCCGUAUAACGUGGCCAUGAUCGUGGACACGUUCAUGAGGGCCGACGUGAUCGCAUUCGACUGUGCGAUGAGGAGGUCAGUGACCCGGGCUUUGGAUAUAACUUUAAGCCUGGCUCUGCUCCACAGCUGCAUCAACCCUGUCCUCUACGCCUUCGUGGGGGAGAAGUUCAGGAGCAAUAUGACGCAACUUCUUCAGAGGAGAACCAGAUCGGAGAGGCUGUCGGGGUCAAAGCUCAGCAGGUCGACGUCUCAGACCUCAGACAGCAAUGGCGCCGUCCUCUGAAACCUCAUGGACUUUUUACAAGCACUCUGGAAGCUAGUUGUUUAUACUGGCAGACUCUAUCUCUGAACUCAUGUUAGCUACUGUUCCUGCUGUUGGAAGUCACAAACUUUGGACUGUUGCAAAAAAAUAAUAAAAAUCUGGAGCAAAAUGCUAAUGCUAGCAAGGCGACAUUCUCAUAAAGACGGCGCUAACAUGCUGAUUGUUGAGCAGGUGGAACAGUGUGCUCAUGUAGCAGAACAGAGUAAAUGUUAGAAAAGUACGAUUGUGCAACAACACAGUUAGGUUCAACCUUCAUGAACAUCAUAUUAUCAAACAUGUUUGCACUGUAGACAGGACGGUGCACUGCUGCCAUCUACUGACUGAACAGCCGCCAGUAAAACCUUUCAGAUUUCCAGCCUCCCAUGUGAUCAACUAAAUGUUUUUAGUGGUUUUAAUUUAAUAAUCAAACAACAGAUGCUUUCAUCACCCGGCUAAUGUUUCUGUGUUUAUUUAUAUAUGCAAGAAGGCUUGUAUAAACUAGUGUAUUUUUCAGUUAAGUGUUUCUGAUGCUUUUCACAACUCAAAAAUUAAAAGCCAUUUUUCUUUUA
Messenger RNA from Acanthopagrus latus (yellowfin seabream), 2829 nucleotides. RefSeq names its product C-X-C chemokine receptor type 2-like. The record is from RefSeq and is a predicted model, not a curated record. Gene Ontology annotation, biological process: G protein-coupled receptor signaling pathway; neutrophil chemotaxis; immune response. Gene Ontology annotation, cellular component: membrane. NCBI's taxonomy places the organism in Eukaryota, Metazoa, Chordata, Actinopteri, Spariformes, Sparidae. Gene Ontology annotation, molecular function: C-X-C chemokine receptor activity. The coding region runs from base 1169 to 2242 and encodes 357 amino acids. The transcript has 2 exons.